Messenger RNA from Artibeus jamaicensis (Jamaican fruit-eating bat), 603 nucleotides. RefSeq names its product SIGLEC family like 1 (gene SIGLECL1). The transcript has 4 exons. Gene Ontology annotation, molecular function: sialic acid binding. Gene Ontology annotation, biological process: cell adhesion. NCBI's taxonomy places the organism in Eukaryota, Metazoa, Chordata, Mammalia, Chiroptera, Phyllostomidae. Bases 1 to 603 code for a protein of 200 amino acids. Gene Ontology annotation, cellular component: plasma membrane. The record is from RefSeq and is a predicted model, not a curated record.
AUGGCGCUACCAGAGAACAGUGUGGUACCUGCCAGACUGGUCUCUUCCUCUUGCUCUUUGGAGAAGGUUCUGAAGUGCAGCUGCUCCUUCCAUGGGGUUCCUGUACCCUACGUGCGAUGGUGGAUGAAAGGUGAUAUCUUGGGUAUAGACGGCAUGGAUGACAGCCCCCAGGUGACUUCCAUCCACUUGGGCCCUUGGACCAACACCACCAUCAGCCUGGCUGAGAUGCCAGAAAUGGGCACAAGCCUUCUCUGUGAGGGGAAGAAUACACACGGAGUGUAUGGGAUGAACAUCAUACUGAUGUCAAUAAAGAGUUCCUUGGUUACGCGGACGUUCAUCAACGGCUUCUUCCAGGGCCUUGCCUAUGGAUCCAUUGCAACUGCACUGAUCUUCCUCUGCCUCAUCCCAUUCAUAGUGAAACAUAUCAGAAGGAAGCUGGCAAAAAAAAUUGCAGUGAUGAAGGCAGAAAGGAACACUAAAGGCAGAGAAUGCCAAGGACACAAUGUGGAUCUGAAGCCUGAGGAACUGGAGGAAUCCAUAGUCAUGCCAUCUCCUGAGAGCCAGAGAUUGGUGGGUACCCACUGCGUCUGCAGUCUAGUCUAG